AUGGCCUGCGACAUGCAAUCCCCAGACGUAGAUCCAGCUGAAACUAUGCGUCUGGCCAUGGAACGAUUUCGCACCAAAAUGGAGUCUUCUAAUCGGCGAUUCCUGCAAGACCGCAUCGAUGAGAUCGAAGCCCUGGGUAUCUCUACCGAAGAAGAGAAAUUGAGCAAAAUGAGCUUGUACUGGCCUGAUUUAGGCGCCAAAGGCAAGGAAAGGUGGGGUGAUUUCGCUCCUCUAGGUCCUGUUCGACAAUCUCGCGAGGCCAGAAAUGCUACACGGCUGGAAGAUGUCAAUUCCAUAUACUGUGAGAAUAUGGAUGGAAUCAUUCCACCAACGUUGGUAAAUGAUGAAUGGCGCCAAAUGUUCCUGGAGGUUGUGGAGAGAGUAUGCAACGAGGCAGCGGCGCAGGAUGAAGUGGACGAGAACUUUCGCAUCCCGAUAUGCCACGAACUUGGCCACUUCAUCAAAUAUGCCAAUGGCGUUAAAGAUCCUGAUUUUCGCGGCUCAGAUCGCCCAGCGGUGGUUGCACAGGCUGCUCCCGACAUCUCGGCAUCCCUGAAAAUAUUAGAACAUUACCUACAGGACUAUAUCCUUGACGAAGACUUUAUUCAAGGCAUUGUGGAUAAUGACUUGGAGGUCAAGGUUGGAUUUGAAACUGGCCUCGGCAGUCGCCGAGAACACAAAGAAUGGUAUAGUGCCUAUCUUUAUUGUCGGUCAGACGACGACUCUGCCACAACUCUCUGCCAGUACGCUCCCUUCUACACUCUCUCCCAACCCUCUUCGUAUUCGUUUCCGCCUUAUCAUAAGAAAAUUGUCCACCUUAUCCGAGAUGACUGA
Messenger RNA from Penicillium arizonense, 834 nucleotides. RefSeq lists its product as uncharacterized. The coding region runs from base 1 to 834 and encodes 277 amino acids. The transcript is spliced from 3 exons. The record is from RefSeq and is a predicted model, not a curated record. Lineage: Eukaryota; Fungi; Ascomycota; Eurotiomycetes; Eurotiales; Aspergillaceae.